Messenger RNA from Protobothrops mucrosquamatus (brown spotted pit viper), 1376 nucleotides. It is a transcript of the gene LASP1, whose product is annotated as LIM and SH3 protein 1. The transcript has 7 exons. Gene Ontology annotation, molecular function: actin filament binding. The record is from RefSeq and is a predicted model, not a curated record. Bases 70 to 870 code for a protein of 266 amino acids. Gene Ontology annotation, cellular component: focal adhesion. Lineage: Eukaryota; Metazoa; Chordata; Lepidosauria; Squamata; Viperidae.
CAGCAGCAGCAUUUUUCCUCACGCACAUACACAUAGAGACCCUUCCCUCCCCGCCUCACUUCCGUCGCCAUGAAUCCCAGCUGCGCCCGCUGCGGCAAAAUCGUCUACCCAACCGAGAAGGUGAACUGCCUCGACAAGUACUGGCAUAAAGCAUGUUUUCAUUGCGAAGUCUGCAAGAUGACUCUCAACAUGAAAAACUACAAGGGCUAUGAGAAGAAGCCAUACUGCAAUGCACAUUAUCCAAAGCAGUCCUUCACUAUGGUGGCUGACACUCCAGAGAAUCUGCGCCUUAAGCAGCAGAGUGAACUUCAGAGUCAGGUUCGCUAUAAGGAGGAAUUUGAAAAGAAUAAAGGGAAGGGCUUUAGUGUGGUGGCAGACACACCUGAAUUACAGCGAAUCAAGAAAACUCAAGAUCAAAUCAGCAAUAUAAAAUACCAUGAGGAAUUUGAGAAAAGCAAGAUGGGUGCUCCUGGAGGAGAGGGAGGUGAGCUGGAACACCGUAAUUCCCAAGAAGGUGCCAAUUACAGGAGACCAGUUGAACAGCCACCUCUAUCACAUCAGCAACCUCAUCAUGCCCAGCCAAGUAACCCUGUUUACCAUCAGCAGCCAUCACAACAACCAGCCUCUCAAUCAUAUGGCUUUAAGGAACCAGCAGCACCAGUCUCAAUACAGCGUAGUGCCCCAAGUGGAGGAGGAAAACGGUUCCGUGCAGUCUAUGAUUACAGUGCAGCCGAUGAAGAUGAGGUCUCCUUCCAGGAUGGUGAUACUAUAAUCAACGUGCAGCAAAUUGACGAUGGCUGGAUGUAUGGCACUGUUGAGCGGACCGGUGACACAGGCAUGCUUCCAGCUAACUAUGUGGAGGCUAUAUGAGCUCUGUUGUAGGGCUACCCUGAAAGCCAGCAGGGGAAGGGCUCUUUGGGGGUUUUGUUCCCUUAUCACUUAUUUGCUCUUUCUUGUUACCCAUCAUUUAUUAUGUUAUGAAUCUUUGACAUGGUCAUUUUUUUUCUCUACCAACUUAGCCUUGAUGGAAGGCAUAUAAACUUGGGAGGGGUAUCAUGUAAUUCCCUUUCCAUCCUUUUCCUCGGCCUUCAUGGAACAUAGCACUGUGCCCUUCUCCCUCUCCCUGGAGCUGUAUUUUUUGGAAUUGAUACUUAAUGAAAUAAAUCGUACUACAACUGCUAUAUGGAUUAGGAAGUAGUGUAGGAAGGCCCAAAAACUGUUGAUUUAGCUGGCGGAGAAGGAGAGGAAUGUCACACUUUCAGUAACUUUGGGAAAAUCUGAACAUUUUAUUGAAAAAGAUUAUCAUGAUGUCUACAGUGUUGACUUGCUCAUUUAUUCUAUCUAAUUUUCUUUUCCAUUUGAAAGAAAUAAAAGUA